Molecule: messenger RNA, 474 nt
Organism: Plasmodium cynomolgi strain B
Lineage: Eukaryota; Apicomplexa; Aconoidasida; Haemosporida; Plasmodiidae
Exons: 2
Source: RefSeq, a predicted model, not a curated record
CAUAAUAGACAUGUAAGAUGUGUUUGUUCAACUAUUUUAAAUUAUUUAAAUAAUAAUAAUAUAUCAGAUAAUGAAAGAAACAAGUUCAGUAUCUGUAUACUUUUAAAUUAUUUGGCAUAUAGUACCUUAAGUGUUCUUUAUUAUCCUAAGAAAAGGUCAGAAUUAGAUAAUGCUUGUAAUGUACUAGAAAAAAUAUGGAAUGAACGUGUUGAUGAUAGAAAUAAUUGGAAACAAAGAAAAGAAUUAUAUGAAUACUACGUCGAUAUUGAUGGAAUUAUAUCAACCGCUAAAUUUUUUAAUACAGGACGCAAUGAUUAUUAUAAAUAUGUUAUGUACAAAAAAAGGCUCUAUAACUGUUUUAUGAAUGAUGUUCUAUCUUUUAUAAUGUUGAAUGUCCAAAUUUUUUUGAGGAAUGUAAAAAGUACAAUCCAGAAAUGUUGUUACCUGAGUUUAUAUGUUACCAAGAUAUACUAA